This is a messenger RNA of Malassezia sympodialis ATCC 42132, 4020 nucleotides long. RefSeq lists its product as uncharacterized. Gene Ontology annotation, cellular component: Ski complex. Gene Ontology annotation, biological process: nuclear-transcribed mRNA catabolic process, 3'-5' exonucleolytic nonsense-mediated decay. The coding region runs from base 1 to 4020 and encodes 1339 amino acids. The record is from RefSeq and is a predicted model, not a curated record. The transcript has 3 exons. NCBI's taxonomy places the organism in Eukaryota, Fungi, Basidiomycota, Malasseziomycetes, Malasseziales, Malasseziaceae. Gene Ontology annotation, molecular function: ATP binding; RNA binding; RNA helicase activity.
AUGACGAACGAGCUCGACCACAUCUUUGCCUCCCUGCCCACGGACCCUGCGCGCAAGCGCAAGCGCGGUGCGCCGGGGGCAGCGACUCACGGAGACGAUCGUGCGCCGCCGCACAAGCGCGCAGGUACUGCAUCGGCGCCCGCGUCCGAGGAACGCGGGGACGCCGCGGACGCUGCGCGCCGCCCCAAGGCGCCGCCGAGCGCUGCGUCUGCGUCGUCGGAUACGCCGACGGAUGGCAGCAAGAAUGCGCGCGCCGCUGAGUCCAAGGCCGACGCGCCGCGCCGUCGUACGCCUGUCGUGGUGCACGACACAUCGGCGCCUGCACGCGCUAGCGCUCCUGUGCAGCCGCGCGCGCGUCCCUCGGACGACGACGACGCGGCGUUUGCCGACUCGCGUGGCCGGGAUCGUAUCGGUGGCCUCUCCUUCUCGACCGCCACGAUGGACGCGCUGUGGGCCGAGCUGGCGCUCGUGCCGGGGUCCGAGGCGGACAAGCGCCGCGCGGAGAUCGAGGAAGCGCUGCUGAUGCCUUCGUGUGAGCUGGCGCGUUCGUGGAUGCUCGACGCGCAGCAGCACUGGGCGCGGCCGACGCGCUUCGAGACGAUGCUGGCUCUCGAUCCGUCGCCCAGCACAACGUCGCUGCAGUUUGUGCGCUCCGGCCUCGAGGGCCGGGUCGUCGGCUACUCGGAGGUCGUAUCUGGUGCCUCGCUGCACGAGCUGGACGGCUCGUCGCUCUCGCUGCACCGCCCCGUGUCGACGCAAAAGAGCUUUGUGCGUGGCUCGACGUCGUCUAUGCCGUUCCGCCCUGGCGGCCUCGAAGACGCUGUGGCGGCGGACGAGCCGGACAAGCGCCCGUCGGGCGCGCUGCGCACCGUCCCGCCUGGCUUCUCGCGCGGCCUGGCGCUCUCGCACGCGCCGCUGGAUGAGAGUGUGCCGACGUGGCGGGACGACCUCUCGCAGGCGUCGCCGGCGCACCUGGACCGCACGGUCAUUACGGUGGACAAGGAGGGUCUGUACAAGAUGCCCGAGACUGCGCCGCAGGCGCAGAACGACGACGCCCUCGUGGACGAGCUGCUCCCGGAGGAGUCGCUGCCGCGCAUCUUCCAGAGUGUGACCAAGGCGCCGAGCGAGGAGCGCCGCGAGUGGGCGCACAUGAUCCACACGUCGAAGCAGAUGACCAAUUUCCACGAGCUCGUGCCGGUCAUGGCGCACGAGUAUCCGUUCGAGCUCGAUACCUUCCAGAAGCAGGCCGUGUAUCACCUCGAGCAGAGCGACUCGGUGUUUGUGGCCGCGCACACCUCGGCCGGCAAGACGGUCGUGGCAGAGUACGCCAUUGCCCUCGCGACCAAGCACAUGACGCGCUGCAUCUACACGUCGCCCAUCAAGGCGCUCUCGAACCAAAAGUUCCGCGAGUUCAAGCACACGUUUGGCGCGGAGAAUGUCGGUAUUCUGACCGGCGACGUGCAGAUCAACCCCGAGGCUACCUGCCUCAUUAUGACGACCGAGAUUCUGCGCAGCAUGCGAGCGCGGCGUCGUGUGGGAGGAGGUGAUCAUUCUCCUGCCGGCGCACAUCAAUAUUGUGCUCCUCUCGGCGACCGUGCCCAAUACGCAGGGUACGUGGGUCGACUAACGCCAGAAUUCGCCGACUGGGUGGGCCGCACGAAGAAGAAGGACGUGUAUGUGAUAUCGACGCCCAAACGUCCGGUGCCGCUCGAGCACUUUCUGUUUGCGGGCAAGGAGCUGUUCAAGGUCGUCGAUGCACAGGGCCGCUUCUUCGCGAAGGGCGUGCACGACGCGGCCGACGCCCUGCGCUCGAAGCAGGAGCGCGAGGGCACAGCGCCAGGCGCCUCGGCGCCCGCGGCGCGCGGCGGCCNGCGCGGCGGGCCGCCGGGCCGUGGACGCGGUGCGCCGCAGGGCCGCGGCGGCUAUGGCCAAGUGGCGCGGCGCCCGGGCCAGGCCACCGACAAGUCGCUGUGGGUGCACCUCGUCGGCCUCCUGCGCAAGCGCUCGCUGCUUCCUGUCGUCGUGUUUGUGUUCAGCAAGCGGCGGUGCGAGGAGUAUGCGGAUGCGUUGCCCAACACGGACCUGUGCCAUGCGAGCGAGAAGAGCGAGGUGCACGUCGUGAUCGAGCGCAGCCUCUCGCGCCUCAAGGACGUCGACCGCAACCUGCCGCAGAUUACGCGCAUGCGCUCGCUGCUGAGCCGCGGGAUCGGUGUGCACCACAGUGGUCUACUGCCCAUUGUCAAGGAGCUCGUCGAGCUCCUCUUCCAGCGCGGCCUUGUCAAGGUCCUGUUCGCGACCGAGACGUUCGCCAUGGGCGUCAACAUGCCCGCGCGCUCCGUUGUGUUCAGCGGCAUCCGCAAGCACGACGGGCAGGGCUUCCGCAACCUGCUCCCGGGCGAGUACACACAGAUGUCCGGCCGCGCGGGUCGUCGCGGCCUGGACGCGACGGGCGUGGUGAUCGUGAUCGCCGAGGACCCCGACGUGCACACGCUGAACCACAUGAUGCUGGGCCAGUCGACCAAGCUCAAGUCGCAGUUCCGCAUCACCUACAGCAUGGUACUCAACUUGCUGCGCAUCGAGGCGCUCAAAGUCGAGGAGAUGAUCAAGCGCUCCUUCUCGGAGAACGCGACGCAGCGCCUGCGGCCCGAGCAGGAAAAGACGCUGCAGAACCUGCAGUCGAAGCGCGCGGCGAUGGAGCCAGAGCUCGCGGCGUGCACCCUGCCGUUGGACGAGCUCGAGCGCCUGUACGACCUCUCGGUGCAGGCGACGCGCCUCAGCGACGCAUGCCUCGCGCUCGCUGCGCACCACUCGCAGGGCGCCAAGAUGCUGGCGUCGGGGCGUGUCGUGCUGGUGCGCGAGGGCACCUAUGGGUUUGCGCCCGCGUUCCUCGUGCGUCCGCUGACGGGCCAGCGCUUCCUUGCGCUGCUUGCGCUCACGCCGGGCCAGCGUGGCUCGCGGGCGCGCAGCGACGCGCUGCCGCUCUGGAUCUCGUCGGCCUUCACCGCGCAGCUCGCCCAGGGCGAGUGGGUCGCGGAAGCACGCGAGAUCCCUCUGUCGAGCGUGGUGCUCGUCACGUCGAUCACCGCGUCGAUUCCCAGCGCGUCGAUCCAGUCGCGGCGUCCGUCGGCGCUGCGGCGCGCGCUUGAGCUGCUGCGCCCGCCGAUGGCCGCGAUCCACGCGCACCUGGCUUCCGCGUCGGAGCCGGCCGGCUACGCGGUGCUCGGCCUCGAAGUCGACUGGUCGCGCAUGCGCCGCAUGGACUUCCAGGACGCGCAGCGCGAGCGCAAUGCAGUGCUGGCGGAGCUCGCGCAGGUGCAGAGCCUCAUGGACUCGCCCGAGUUCCUGCGCGAGUACCAGGUGAUGCACCGCCGCAAGCGGCUCGAGCUGGACAUGGCGCGCGUGCGUGCCUCGCUGUCGAGCGAGAAUCUGGAUUUGCUGCCCGACUACCACCAGCGCAUCGACGUGCUCAAGGCGCUGCGCUUUAUCGAUCCCGACUCGGAGACGGUGCUGCUCAAGGGGCGCGUCGCAUGCGAAAUUCGCAGCGCCAACGAGCUGAUCCUCACAGAGCUCCUGCUCGACAACACGUUUGUCGAGUAUGCGCCUGAGGAGAUUGCGGCGCUGCUCAGCGUGUUCCACUUCAAGGACAAGACAAGCGUCGAGCCGGAGCUGACGCCGACGCUCCGCGAAGGAUACCAGCGCAUCGUCGAUACGGCCGACCGUGUGGCGGCUGUGCAGCUAGCGCACCAGCUGAACGCGGAAGACGACGCGUCGACGAUGCACAUGGGCCUCAUGCAGGUCGUAUACGAAUGGGCACGCGGUAUGCACUUCAACGACAUUAUGCAGCUCACAGACGUGGGCGAGGGCACCAUUGUGCGCUGCAUCACGCGCCUCGACGAGACGUUCCGCGAGGUGCGCGAUGCGUCUCGCGUGAUUGGCGACAUGGACCUGCUGGAAAAAAUGGAGACGUGCCAGCAGCUGAUCCGCCGCGACAUUGUGUUUGCAGCCAGUCUCUAUUUCUAG